CUGUAGAAGAUAGUUACCUUUGCAUCGUCAAACGCGCAACAGAUCUAAUCAAUAUGAAGUUCAUCAUUGUAUUCGCUGCCCUCUUCGCUGUGGCCUUCGCCGCCCCCACCGGUGAUGAGUCGUCCGCCCAGGUUGUGCGUUCCGACGUUGAUGUUGGCGCCGAGAGCCACAAGUUCGCCUAUGAGACCAGCAACGGCAUCGCCGCUGAGGAGUCCGGACACCUGCAGGGACAGGGCGAGCACUCUCUCUAUGUUGCCCAGGGCUCUUUCAGCUACACCUCUCCCGAUGGCACCCCCAUCCAUGUUAAGUGGAUCGCUGAUGAGAACGGUUUCCAGCCCCAGGGUGCUCAUUUGCCCGUUGCCCCCGUUGCCUAAGCAACUGCAUUUCUAAUUUGUGUAUCAAAAAGUUGGUAUCGCCGAACUUGAAUGCGUUCUUGUUGAAAUAUACGUAUAUUUUGUGUCGUUGAAA
Messenger RNA from Drosophila busckii, 468 nucleotides. RefSeq names its product larval cuticle protein 65Ag1-like. The record is from RefSeq and is a predicted model, not a curated record. Gene Ontology annotation, cellular component: chitin-based extracellular matrix. Gene Ontology annotation, molecular function: structural constituent of chitin-based larval cuticle. Bases 54 to 374 code for a protein of 106 amino acids. The transcript is spliced from 3 exons. Lineage: Eukaryota; Metazoa; Arthropoda; Insecta; Diptera; Drosophilidae.